This is a messenger RNA of Trichomonas vaginalis G3, 222 nucleotides long. RefSeq names its product heavy chain-related family. The record is from RefSeq and is a predicted model, not a curated record. Lineage: Eukaryota; Parabasalia; Trichomonadida; Trichomonadidae. The coding region runs from base 1 to 222 and encodes 73 amino acids. The transcript has a single exon.
AUGUUGUACUUUUUCAAGACAAUGUUGUACUUUUUCAAGACAAUGUUGUACUUUUUCAAGACAAUGUUGUACUUUUUCAAGACAAUAUUGUACUUAUUCAGUACAAUAUUAUAUUGUUUCAGAACAAAGACGGUUAAGACACAAACGAAUGUCCGACGUACCACCAACCGAGUCCAUUCCAAAGCCAGAAGAACCGACAGCCCCAGCACCACAACAGACUAA